AUAACACUAUUUCAUAAAUAUUUGCUAUCAUUUUCAGCGGUUUUCUUUUUAUCUUAAAAUCAAGCUUAAAAUGUUUUCAUAGAUUUCUUACAAUCACCUUACUACUAUCAAACUAUCGUCACAUUAAUCAGUAUUGCACGAAUUUCAUAAAACUACAAGUAGCAAUAUUUAAACAAAACAUAGUAGGUACAAUGAAGGUAUUGACAAUUUUAUCACUAUCAAAAACUGCAUUGAACAUUCUCAAACCAAAGAAGAUAUGUACAAUAAUUCGAGAAAACCAGCAUCGCAACCUUAUGUCGAAGCAGCUUAUUUACCAAGAAUUUGGUGAUCCUCUACAAGUGGUUAAAUACAGAGAAUGUGAAGUUCCACCUCUUGGAAGUCAGGAAGUGUUGGUUAGAAUGCUAGCUGCUCCAGUCAAUCCUGCAGACAUCAAUACGAUACAAGGAAAGUAUCCAGUCAAAGUGGAGCUCCCUUCAAUUCCUGGAAAUGAAGGAGUAGGUUGUGUAGUUGAAGUUGGAUCGGAUGUGAAAGACAUUAAAAAAGGAAACAAAGUUAUAGUCACAGUUCCUUUGCAGGGUACAUGGAGGAACUUGGGAACAUUUCAGAAAUCAUCAUUACUAGUUGUUCCAGAUGCAUUAGGAAAUGUAGAAGCAGCAUCACUCACUGUUAAUCCUUGCACAGCAUUAAGAAUGCUUUGUGAUUUCGUUUGCCUAAAGGAAGGUGAUGUUGUCAUACAAAAUGGAGCUAAUAGUGCCUGUGGUCAGAAUGUCAUACAAAUAUGUAAAGCAUGGGGUAUCAAGACUGUAAAUGUUGUCAGAAAUAGGCCUGAUAUUGCAGAAUUAAAGAAGUAUCUUCAAGAUCUAGGAGCCACAUAUGUUUUCACAGAAGAGGAAAUGCGCAAAAUUACUAUAUUCAAAGGUGAAGUUAAAAAACCACAGCUUGCUUUGAAUUGUGUUGGUGGCAAAAGUGCCACAGAAUUAUUUAGAUAUAUGGAUCAUGGUGGCAUAAUGGUCACCUAUGGAGGUAUGUCAAGAGAACCUGUGAUUGUUCCCACAUCAGCAUUUAUUUUCAAAAAUAAUAGCUGCAGAGGUUUUUGGAUGACUGCAUGGAAUAAAAAUGCUCCAGAGGCAGACAAAGAAAAAAUGCUUCAAGAAAUUAUCAAAUUGAUGUUAUCAAAACAACUAAAGGCACCAAUACAUAAAAUGGUUAAGUUUGAUAAUUAUCAGGAAGCUUUGAAGAAUGCACUCACACCUCAGGGAUUUGCUGGAUGCAAAUAUCUUUUUGAAUUUGGAAGAAAUUUUUGCUUGCCUAAGCUGCCAAUCGUACCGGGAGAUGAAGGUGUGGGUGAAGUUGUGGAAGUAGGGAGCCAUGUGUGCACAGUGGAACCUGAUGAAAGAGUUGUCAUCACUUCGAAAAUGAUGGGUACUUGGCGAUAUUACGGUAUUUACCAUGAAAGAGACAUUCAUGUAAUUUCACCUAAUCUACCCCUACCUGAAGCUUCUAUGCUUACCACCUCACCUUGUAUGGCAUAUCGAAUGUUAAGAGAUUUUAGAAAACUUAAACCAGGUGAAACUAUUAUACAAAAUGCUGCCAACAGCGCAUGUGGACAAUCUGUUAUUCAACUUUGUAGAGCUUGGGGGAUUAAUUCAAUAAACAUAGUUGCCAACCACUGUGGUUUUGAAAGUGUUAAAAGGAAUUUGUUAAAUUUAGGCGCUACUGUAGUGUACACCCUUGAAGAAGCUGAAGAAUUGUCCAGUUUUUCCACAUCUUUAACAAGACCUGUACUAGCCCUAAAUUGCCUUGGAGGCAGGUAUGAAGAUGUGUUGCUAAAACUUUUAGAAUCCAAUGGCACUAUUGUUUACUAUGGAUUUGCAUUUGAUUUGCCACUUGCAAAAUGUUGUCUGAGGCCUGAUGUACACUACAAUAAAUUUCACUUGUGUGAUUGGGAUACUCAUGCUACACCUGUUCAAAAAGAUAUCAUGAUGAAUAAUAUCAUACAAAUGAUGGUCAUUGGCGAUUUUAAGGCUCCCAUUCAUGAAUCGAUAGAAUUAAAAAAUUAUGUUCAUGCUUUUAGAAACACUGUUCCCUGUGAAGCAUUUUCUGUACUUAAUUACAUAUUUGAUUUUACGAUGCCAUAA
This is a messenger RNA of Colias croceus (clouded yellow), 2138 nucleotides long. Its product is annotated as enoyl-[acyl-carrier-protein] reductase, mitochondrial. Gene Ontology annotation, biological process: fatty acid metabolic process. The record is from RefSeq and is a predicted model, not a curated record. Gene Ontology annotation, molecular function: trans-2-enoyl-CoA reductase (NADPH) activity. The transcript is spliced from 3 exons. NCBI's taxonomy places the organism in Eukaryota, Metazoa, Arthropoda, Insecta, Lepidoptera, Pieridae. The coding region runs from base 192 to 2138 and encodes 648 amino acids. Gene Ontology annotation, cellular component: mitochondrion.